Messenger RNA from Closterium sp. Naga37s-1, 7047 nucleotides. The record is from the annotation of a GenBank genome assembly. Lineage: Eukaryota; Viridiplantae; Streptophyta; Zygnematophyceae; Desmidiales; Closteriaceae.
AUGGCGUCGAAGAUUAAACGCGACGAGCACGCGGAUGGAAUCUCCGUCGUCGCUUUUGGUCCGGAAGGGACUCUCGCGCACCGUCGAUUAUUCUUCGAUGACGACUUUCAGAUAGUUUCCCCCUGGCACGACGUACCGCACCGCGCCGCGGACGAAGGUUUUAAUUUCCUCUGCCACACGCCGAAAGGCGCGUCCGCGAUAGUCGAAGUCGCGAAAGACGAGGACUACAACCCUAUUCGCCACGUGGCGCGAGACGGCGGCGCGGCGCGCUACACGGCAACUGCCACGUGGAACAUCGGGAUCGCGACGCAGACGUGGCAGGAUCCUAAGGACGAAUGCGAUGUGGGGAACGGCCGGGUGUUGCCAUUCGCCGGCGAGCCCGUACGCGUUAUAGAGAUCGGCGGCACGGUAGCGAAACCGGGACAGCUGUACUCGGUGAGGCCGCUGGGCGCGUUCGCGACGAUUCGCGAAGACGAGGGGACGGUUUCGUGGACGGUUAUCGCGCUUUCGUCGAACGACGCGUGGGAGCAUCUGUUGAAGAAUAUGGCCGACCUGCAGCGAGAGAAGCCGGGCGAAAUCGAACGACUGAAAAAGUGGCUGCUAUCAGCCGAUUCAUCCCAUCCCACAUCCCUAGGGUUCAACGAGCAACCCCAGCCGCGCAAAGCCGCCGUCGCCGCCCUAUCCGCCGCCCACACCGCGUGGAAAGCCAAACGCGACGUCCUGGCUCGCUUCCCGAACCUGGACCUCCCGUCUGGCGACGACGUCGAAGCUCCUCCCGAGCCUGAGGUGCUCCGGGAAAUCUGGGAGCCUACUAUAGAGUGGUAUUUAGACGAGGCGGGAACUACUAUGGAGGAGUGUAUUAAAGCCGCACAUGGGUUAGGUUCUCAUGGGGGAAGCAGCACACGUGGGGGGGGGAUACCUCAUUCGUCUUCUGGCCUGGGGGAAGGAAUAGUGCACACAGUGGGGGGUAUUGCAAGCACCGUUGGGGAAUUACGCGGAAGCUUCGCUCAUUCCAUCAGCAAGGGGGUUAGCAGCAGCAGGAAGGGGCUAGUCGGCGGAAUCACCCACACGGUAGGGGGUAUUGCGGAUAUCGGCGGGGGAAUUAGGGGGGGGAUUAAGGGCGCGGUGGGGGGGAUUGGGGGGGCGGUGGGGGGAAUAGGAUCACGCCUGGGGAAGAGCAGGAAGGGCAUGGGCAGCAUGGGUAAGGCAGGGAGACAUGGAGAGGAAGAGGCAGAAUGGGAGAUCUCGGCACCCGAAACCAGCAGCACCAUCAACAGCAGCAGCAGCAUCAGCAGUGGCGGUGGUGGUGGGGGUGGUGAUGGUAGUGGUGGCGGUGGCGGUGGUGGUGGUGGUGGGGGUGGGGGUAGUGACAGCGAGAGCAGCAGCAGCAGCACCCCCAGCAGCGGUGCUACCAACGAGGAUCUGCAACUAGUUAAGAACAACGCUGCGUCUUUCUCAGGGUCUUCCUUUGCUAAGACCCACUCGGGAAAAAUAGGAGGCUCUUUCGCUGCAAUAGGAGGGGGGCUUUCGAAGAUUGGUGGGGCGGCUAGCGGGCUAACUAAUGCCGUUUCAUCUGCUCGUGGGAAAGCCGUUUCAUCUGUUGGGAGUACGGUUUCAUCUGUGAGAGGAGCGGUGGGAGGAGCAGUGUCAACUGUUGGUGGGGCGGUGGGAGGGGCUGUUACAACUGUGGGCGGUAAGGUUGGUGGUGCAGUUACAACUGUUGGUGGCGCGGUGGGAGGAGCUGUUACAACUGUUGGUGGUAAGGUUGGUGGUGCGGUGACAACUGUUGGUGGGGCGGUGGGCGGCGCGGUUACAACUGUUGGAGGGGCGGUGGGCGGGGCAGUGGGCGGGGCGGUUACAACUGUUGGUGGGAAAGUGGGUGAGGCGGUUACACGUGUGGAAGGAGCUGUGAUGGGAGGUUCGGGAAGAGAACUAGGCUCGAGCAACUCAGGAGGUGGGUUUGGUGAGGAGGAGGAAGAGGAGGAGGAAGUGGAAGGGGAGGAGGAAAUGGAAGGGGAGGAGGGAGGCGAGGAGGAGAAGCGGGUGGUGGGAGAAGAAGCCCCAAGCGCAGCCCAAAAGGAGCAGCAGCAGCAGCAGCAGCAGCAGCAGCAGCAGCAGCGGCAACUGGGGAAGCAGGAGCAGCAGCAGGACCCUCACACCAGUUGGCAGCACCACCUUCUUUCUCCUCCCACCCACCUCUUUCCGAAUCUUCAGGGUCGGGCGCCGAGCCUUCCCCCCGAAUCUGCAUCCCACCCGAAGGAAGGGGAUAAGGGAGGGGAUAAGGAAGGGGAUAAGGAAGGGGAUAAGGGAGGAGAUAAGGAAGGGGAUAAGGGAGGGGAUAAGGGAGGGGUUAAGGGAGGGGAUAAGGAAGAUAAAGGAGACAACAGGGAGAAGCGAGGGAAUAAGGAAGGUACAGGGGAUACGGGAGGGUUUAAGAGCGGUGCAGAGUUUCGGAGCAUGCAGGGCGAGCAGCAGCAGCACUCUAGCUGGAAGCGGUCGCAGGACGGGUAUACAGAGCAGAAACAGACGGAGGAGGAGCAGCAGGAGCAGCUGCAGGAGCAGCUGCAGGAGCAGAAGGAGGAGCAGCAGCAGCAGCAGCAGCAGCAGCAGCAGCAGCAGCAGCAGCAGCAGCAGCAGCAGCAGAAACGGGCGGUAAGAGAGGCGGCCAGGCCACAAAGGGUAGGAGCGAAACACGGGCAAGAGACUGAGCAAGAGAGGGAAAGGGAAGGAGCAGCAGCAGCAGCAGCAGCAGCAGCAGCAGGAGCAGGAACAGCGGCAGUAGCAGGGGGGGCAGCGGGAGCAGAGGGAGAUAGGGCGAAGAGGCAGAGGGAACUCUUUUUGCAGAAGUUGAAGAAGAAGGAGGAAAGUGCGGGGAAGGUGCAGGAAGGGGAUGGGUUGGCGGGAGGAGGGGGUGCGGUAGCAGGUGGAAAGGGGGAGGGGGUGAAGGAGGAGGAGAAACGGGAGGAGAAGGAGAAGAAGGAGGAGGAAAAAGAGGAGAAAGAGAAGGAGGAGAAGGAAAACGAUAGGGAGAAGGAGGAGAAGGUAGUGAGGAUUCCAGGUUCAGUGGCAGCAGCAGGAGGAGAGGGAGAGGGAAAGGAGAAGGAAGCCGCAAGAGCAGGAGGGGAGGGAGCACAAGGGAGAGGAGGGGAAGGGGAGGGAAGAGUGGGAGGAGGAGCAGGAGGUGGAGGAGCAGGAGGAGAAGGAGCAGCAGCAGCAGCAGCAGCAGAGGCAGAGGAAGGAGCAAGAGAGGGUGGAGAGGAGAAAGAACCGCUAACAGAGGAGGAAAGGGAGAGGAUUGAGAGGGAGAGGAUCGAGAAGGAGUUGGAAAGGGAGAGGAUUGAGAGGGCUAAGAAGCAAAGGGAGCGAUUCAUGAAAGCCCUGGCGAAUAAGAAGCUGGGAGGAGGAGGGGGGAAUAAAGGUGGCAGGGCAGUAGUAGUGGCAGGGAAAGGGGCGGCAGCACAGGGGGGGUUCGCGGCACAGGGGGGGUUUGCCGCUGUAGCAGCCGCAGCAACCGCAGCAGCAGCGGAAGCAGCGGAAGCGGCGUCUGCUGCAGUGGCAGGGAUUGCAGCUUCAGUGGUGGGUGCUGGGGGGGAAGGGGCGGGAGAGGCAGGUGGAGCAGGAGAGGGGAUAGGCAGGCAGGGAGUGAAGCAGGCGGAGGGAGGGGUGGUGGGAGGGGAGAGGGGCGAGGGGCAACAGGAGGGACGGCAGGAAGGGGAGCAGGCGCAGCAGGGGCAGCUUGGAGGGAAGAUGAGUGAGGGAGGUGAGGGGGAAGACAAGAGAGGGGAGGAGGAGGGAGAGGUGGAGGAGGAGGGGCGGGAGCAGCGGUUUGCAUCGGCUGUCGAUAGUCCAAGCAAAGCCGCCCCUUCCCUUGCUUCAAACCUGCUCCUCAAGCGGUUACCACCGCGACAGCGUAACCGCAGCCUAGACCUCAGCUUCAGCUCCCUCCCUCAACCAAGCUCCAGCACAGACGGUACUGCUGCUGCUGCUGCUGGUGGUGACCUGCGCUCUUCACCUCCCACUGCUGCCGGUGCUGCUUUAACGCAAUCAAAUACCAUCGGCGGCGGCGGCGGUGGUGGUAUUGGCGACUUGUCGUUUGGAGCAGGGUCGGACUCUGCUGGCUCUUUCGUCACCAUCUCUCUCUCCGGAAGCUCCAAGCGCGACUCCUUCGCCCGCGAUUCAUUUUCUCGAGAUUCCUUUGCUCGAGAUUCGCUUUCUCGUGACUCCCUAGCCAGGGAUGCACCGGGUUCCUCCUCCCGAGAAUUCGGUGGUUUCUUUUCCGGUCUUGCCUUUGGGCCUGCCUCUGGGCCUGCCUUUGGGCCUGCCUCUGGGCCUGCCUCUGGGCCUGCCUCUGGGCCUGCCUCUGGGCCUGCCUCUGGGCCUGCCUCUGGGCCUGCCUCUGGGCCUGCCUCUGGGCCUGCCUCUGGGCCUGCCUCUGGGCCUGCCUCUGGGCCUGCCUCUGGGCCUGCCUCUGGGCCUGCCUCUGGGCCGUUUCGCUCUAGCAGGCCCCGUUCUCUCAGUCGAGAGGACUUUUCCCCGGAUCUAGCCGGUUCUCCAACCCUCUCCCCCCAACGAUAUGCCUCUCCUAUUCACGAGCGCUUGACAGCGGCCGGGAUUCUCAGCAACUCUCCCCGAGCCUCUGGGGCUGGUUUGGCUGGUGGCGCUGGUGCCCGACUCGGCAGGUUCGGUGAAGGCUCGGGCUCGCCGAACCUCACGCCCAGGUCUGGGAGGCCCCAGAGCCCGUUGACCGGCCGAAGCAGCGUGGUUGCUGCGGCGUUGGGCGCAGCAGCGGGGGUGAGGAGCGGGAAGACUUUUGAGUCGCCUCAGAAGUCGCUCGGAGCAGCAGCAGCAGCAGCAGCAGCAGCGGGGGUGAGAAGCGGAAAGGCGGGGUUUUCUGGGUUCGCGCCGUCCCCUUCCUUCUCCCCUUCGUAUUCCUCCCCUGCUCCUCCUCCUCAGGCCACUCGCUCCUCUGUGUCUUUCGGGUCCUCUGGCAUGAUUGCAGCGGCAGCAGCAGCAGCAAUGGCCGAGGCAGCAACUGGGGCGGGUGCGAAAUCAGGAACAGGAGGAGGGUCAGGAGCAGGAGGAGGAGCAGGAGCAGGAGCAGGAACAGCAGGAGGAGGAGGUGGAGGGAUAGGAGCAACGGCAGGAGGAGGAGCAGGGGUAGGGGGAUGGGGGAGAGGUGGACACGGGAAUACGAAGAAGAAAUUUCACGUGCCUUUGUUUCGAGAGGACAGUGUUGCAUGGCCUGAGGAGAAGCGGAUUGGGCUUGUGGCCAAGGCUCUUGCUGCUGCUGGUGCCUCUCCUGCUGCUGCUGGCGCCUCCCCUGCUCCCGCUGCCCUUGCUCCCCCUGCUGCAAUUGCUGAAGGCGAGGGUGUGGAGAAUAUAGAGGGUGGUGGUUCGGUGAAUAAUGAGAGAAGCGAGGAGCAUUCUAGCGAGGAGAUUAUGGAACAUAUUGAGGAGAGCAGUAAGGAGGAUACUAUGGAGGAUAUGAAGGAGGAUACUGAGGACAGUGCCACGGAGGAUUCUAGGAAGCCUACUAAGGAGGAUGAUACUAAAGAGGAUAUUGAGGAGGAUAGCAGUAACAACAUCAACACUACAGAGGACCUUGCUGCGGAGGAUACUAGCAACCAUACUAAGGAGGAUGUUGAGGAGGAUAUGAAGGAGGAUAUUCAGAACAGUAACAAGGAAUACUCUAAGGAGGAUGUUAAGACAUUCGCCAAAGAUGAUAUUAAGGAGGAUACGUCGGUUGCAACUGAGGAGGGUCGGGAGGGUGAGGGGCUGGGCAGGGAUGAGAAUCAGAAGGAGCAGGAGGAACAAAGAGAGACGGUGGAACAAAAGGGGAAGAAGGAGGAGAGGAGGGAGAAAGAGAAGGAGAAGACCGGGAAGGAGAGGAAAGCGAGGAAGAGUCGAAGUGGGGACAAGGGAAGUCCAGGGGCGACAGAGGUGCCGGAAACACCAAGGGGGGGUGAAUGCAACGAGGGUGAUACAGCUGGUGGCGUUGAUGCGGGCGGGGACAGCCUGUCUUUGCUGCGGGCCAAGACAGUGGGUGAUGAGGGGAAUGGAGGUGAUGGGGGUGAUGGGGGUGAGGAGGGCAAUGACAGUGUGUCUCUGUUGCGAGCGAGGACGAUGUCUUCGGUGGAAACACAGGGGGAGAGGGAGAAGAAGCACCGGGAGAAGAAGAAGGAGAAGGGGUCUUCAAAGCACCGCAAAUCGCCGUCAGUUUCGGAGGUUAGCGGCGGUGGCGGUGGGAGCUGGGAGGGCAGGGAGGGUAGGGAGGGCAGGGAGAGUAGGGAGGGCAGUGGAAGUGUUGCGAGUGUUGGCAGCCCUGCUGGCAGCAGCACGAGCAGCCAUGGGCAUAGUAGUGUGAGUGGUGAUAUGGAUGCUGCAGCUGCCGCUGCAGCGAAGGAGGCAAGGAGGGCUGCGAGGAAGCAGAAGAAGGCUGAACAGGCCGCUGCUGAGGCGGCAGCUGCUGAGGCUGCUGGUGGUGCUGCUGUUUCUGGUGGUGGAGGAGAAGCAGGGGCAUCAGCAGAUGGUGUGGAGGAUGGACAGGAGAAGAGAAGGAAGGAGAAGGAGAGGAGUGGUGAGGAGAAAGAGGGGAAGGGGAAGGAUGAAAAGGAGAAGGAGAGAAGGAAGAAAGAGAAGAAGGAGAAGGAAGGUAAGGAAAGGGACAGAAAGGAAAAGGAGGGAAAGGAGAAAGAUGGAAAGGAAAAGGAGGGAAAGGAGAAGAAAGGAAGGGAGAAGGAAGGAAAGGAAGGAAAGGAGGGAGUGGAGAGGAGCAAGUCAAAGAAAAUAUCACGUGCCGCGAGUUCGGAUGAAUCGAUGCCACCAGCAGGGGAAGGUGCAUCUGGGGAAGGCUCAUGUGGUGCAGGUGAUGAUGACUCUUUAUCUGACGUGUCGAGCGUGGGGGGAGGCAAGAGGAGCAAGGAGGAGCGGGAGGCAAGGCGGGAAGAGAGGAGGAGGAGGAAGGAGAAGAAGGGACAUAGGUCCAAGGAUAUGUCAAGUGAAUCGGUCGCUGAAGCUGGGGAAGGGGAUGGUGGUGGGAGUGUUUAA